Molecule: messenger RNA, 580 nt
Organism: Pyrgilauda ruficollis (rufous-necked snowfinch)
Lineage: Eukaryota; Metazoa; Chordata; Aves; Passeriformes; Passeridae
Gene: SMIM5
Product: small integral membrane protein 5
Exons: 4
Coding region: 316-561 (81 amino acids)
Source: RefSeq, a predicted model, not a curated record
AAAGGCAGAGACAACAGCUGGCUGUCAGCAGCGGAGCAGAGAGGAGCCGAGCGAGCAGCGAGCCGCAAGCCAGGAUGAGGGGAGAGAUGACGUGAAAGUUUAAGAAGACGAAAGAAAAACAAGAGGAGAAGCAGAGCCCGCGGUCGGGAGCCGAGAACAGAAAACACAAAUCAUUUCACCUCUGCCUCUUCCACCAUCUCUUAGAAUGGAAACAAAAUUGAAAACCUGUUGACACAGAAUCCUGCAGCACGAAGGAUAAAGCAGCCGUUCUGGAGAAGCUCACUUGGGCAUAAAGCCUGGAGAGGUUGUGACAGAAUGUCUUCUGAAGGCUUUCUGAAGGAAGUUCAAGCCAUUGCUGAGAAGUUUCUCCUUAAGCUCCAGAAACUGCCCAAGGCUGAGCCAGUGGAGAUUGUCAGCUUUUCUGUGGUUCUUCUGUUUAUUGUUACUGUGCUGGUGCUCACGAUCAUUGCUUGCAGUUGCUGCUGCUACAGCUGCUGUGGCUGUGAUGGACGCCCUGAUCCCAGACGCAAGAGCCAAGUCAGCCCAGCUGCCCAUUUAUGAAGUGACACAAGGACAUGCU